Messenger RNA from Phytophthora nicotianae INRA-310, 1316 nucleotides. RefSeq lists its product as hypothetical. NCBI's taxonomy places the organism in Eukaryota, Oomycota, Peronosporomycetes, Peronosporales, Peronosporaceae. The coding region runs from base 34 to 1152 and encodes 372 amino acids. The record is from RefSeq and is a predicted model, not a curated record. Gene Ontology annotation, cellular component: membrane. The transcript has 4 exons.
UUUGACACGCACUACACAACACAACCGUCCGUCAUGACGCAAGUUACUGACGCUCACCCCGCCCCGCACGAGCUCACCAAGCUGCUCUCACCGGACGAAAUCCCCACAGACUCCAGACACAACCUCCCAAAACACGCGGGCCUUAUCGCCCUCGGAGCCCUGAUCUGGUCGUGGGUGCUGCAAGCUGAAGCUUCCCAAGGUCUUCAGGCAAUCGAGUUCAACAAACCGUUUUUCAUCGUGUGCUUCAACCACACGGCGCCGGUAUUGCUACUCCCAUUCCUGAUCGGCUACUUUUGGCUUCGAGGAGAAGAGAUUCGCCUAGAUUUUGUUGGGGUGCUUGGACGACAUUCGGUGAUUCCCCUGUCAAAACUCUGGAGGAUUGCGGUGUUUCUCAGUGUUUUCUACGCCGUCACCGACUACUUCUGGUAUGCGGCGCUGGCCAACGUGAGCGUGGCGGCUGGAACCGCCAUUUUCAACUGCUCGCCGCUGUUUGUGUACUGCUUCUCGAUCUGCUUUCUGCACGAGCAACCGUCGUUCGGCAAAUUAUGCGGCGUUUUCACGUCGUUUGUUGGAGUCGCACUCGUGGUCGUGUUUCAGGAUGGCAAUGAUCUGGAUGCGAUUGCAAGCACGGGAACUGUGGCAGGGCUGAUGGUGGUGCUAUCAGCGGCGCUGUACGGAGGCUACGAAGUCGCAAUUCGUCUGGUAGUGGGCGAGGAUAUCACGGACACAACAACAUUGUUGAUCAUGACUGGACUUUCCGGGCUAUUUACUAUUCCGCUCUGGAUUGCGGGUAGUUUGAUGCUAGCCUACAGUCCAUUCGAAGUCUUGUACGAACCGCUGGGACUGCCAUACAGCCCACAUGGGCUGGUUUUGAUGCUGGCUUGUGGUUUGAUGGCUAUCAUAUUCUGCAUUUCGCUUACGCUAUCGCUAUGCUGGACGUCUCCGUUGGAGACGAGUGUCGGGUGCAUGCUCACGAUCCCGUUGUCGAGAAUUAUCGACACUGUGAUACACCACACCUCAUUUUCGUGGGAAUGUAUCGCUGGGUCAGCUUUCGUGAUGACGGGUUUUGGGAUCCUAGAAUAUUGCAGCUCUAAAGACACAUCACUACAGUCAGAUCCUAACAAAAUUGAGCAUUCAGGCGCACUCGCCUAAGAAGUUAUGGAGUAAACUCGCAAAUAUGCAGUAACGUUCAAUAUGUGAAAGUUGCCCGCCUUCCUACCUUUGGCUCGAACCCUGAACGGACUAGAAGUUCACCAGAGUAGAAUAUAGUCAUCUUGGCUGUUACUCGUAAAAUAUUACUUCGAAGUACUUAGUAG